Eurytemora carolleeae is the source of this 1805-nucleotide messenger RNA. RefSeq lists its product as uncharacterized. The transcript has 15 exons. The record is from RefSeq and is a predicted model, not a curated record. The coding region runs from base 8 to 1141 and encodes 377 amino acids. Gene Ontology annotation, molecular function: calcium-dependent phospholipid binding; calcium ion binding. NCBI's taxonomy places the organism in Eukaryota, Metazoa, Arthropoda, Copepoda, Calanoida, Temoridae.
AGAUAAAAUGGUGGAUUUCCAGCUGGGAGGGAGAGUAGGAGAAAAUAAAAUUCUGGAAUUCAAGGUUGGAGAAGAUGCAGGAGAUAAGUCUGAACAACCACAGUCCUUGGUUUGCUCUGGUCCCGUCAGUAACUUCAGUUAUGACAGUCAUAUCGUUACCAGGAGAAGAAUGGAAGACGAGUUUACGAAAGAGCAAGAAACGAAAGAUGACAGGUACACUAAGCAGGAGAUGGAUCUGGAGAUACAGAGGGUGGCCAGGGAGCUCUACAAAGCUCUCAGCGGUCUCAACGAAGAGUUCGAAAAUGCAAAGGAUCAAAUAGUUAUUGAUGAUCUGACAACUCAUACAGAUACAGGCAGACAGGAGAUGAUUCAUCCUUACAAGACACUUUACGGUCGAGAUCUUAAUCAGGUACUCCGGGAUAACCUAGGGGAUGACUGGGAUGAAGCCUGUGCUACUCUUAUGACUGAGAUGAGGAUGUAUGAACUUGAAUGUCUGAGACGGCGGAUGGAGGAUGAGGCUGCAGCGAAUGCUAUGGCGGAGGCAGCUAGUAGUGCGGAGAAGAACUCCUUGAUAAGCUCCAAUAGAUCCACGUGUUCCGUUAAGUCCGGUCAGUCUGGUUCCAAGAAGAGGAAUGGGGCAGCUGGACCUGGUAAAGAGAGAAGAAUGAGGUUAGAGGAAAUGGUUGAUGAAGCAGCUAAACAACAGAUCCAAGAUGAGUUUACAGGGUACUCUUGUCUCCUUGUUACAUGGAAAUCUAACCCUGAAGUUGAGCAAUUUAAGGAACUGUACAUGGAGAAGGAUAUAAAAACGCACAAAAGGAAGGGCAAGGCUCUAGUAGACCCUGGAGAUCUUGUUUCGGAGAAAUCAUUAAAGAGAGUUUACAAAAUCCUUGGACAGGGAAACGGUGUAGAACGUUUGCUGGUGAAGAAUCCUAAAAAGCCUGAAAUUGAUGAAGUUGAUGGGGAGGAUUUUAAAUAUUUCCUUCUAGCAGGAACCAGCCACCCAUACCCAGAGGAUACAUUCUACAGUGUUGGCAGGGUUCCAAGGAAGCUGCUACUUAAGUAUCUGGGUAUGAAGAUGUAUCUAGUAAGACUGAAGAAGCCCCCAGCUGAAGGGAAGGCUGUAACAAGUAUUAUGUAGGAUCAAGAGGAGAUUACACUUUUAUUUUUAUGUUUUUAUUAUUGUUAUUUCCAUCUCGUCAUCAUAUCAUUUAAUGAAACAUUUUUGAAGAUUGAUUUUUCUAUGCAUAAUUCUGCAUGAUUUGUUAAAUAUAAUGAGAACUAGAAAACUCUGGAAUAGAAAGUCGACUUAAGUUAUGAUUUAAAAAAGUCCAUUGCAGUUGUACAUGAGACACAGCAAUUGUGCAGUGUAAACAGACCAUUUCCCUUUGCUAUUAUACACUUUAAAUAUUGCCUUAAUGUCAUCCUUUUAUUCCACAGUUUUUUGGUUCUCACUGUAUGUUUUCGGACCAUAGAACGAUUCAUCGUUAAUAAUGACCCCUAUAUCUUUGUUUACAAUAUUUUCUCUGGAAAGAAGACGACAUUUUAACUUGUACUUAACACAAGGCUAAGAAUUAAUUGAAUCAAAUCAUGAUAUUAUUUCAUUUUGAUUAUUUUUUGGUCGAAGUAUUGUGAGUCUUUUUGCAGUUUAUAUUUGGUGAUUAAUAUCGCGUUAUAGAUAGGGUUGCCCACAAUGGAUGAGAUUUCUAUAAUUAUAAUGAAAUCUUUGAAAUCCACGAAAAAUCGGAGGUUGAAUUUUGUCUCCCAUUCUUGAAUGAAUAUUCAUAAUACUAAUAUGCAAUAUA